AUGGUGAUAAGCCGCAUGACGCUUGUUCACAUAGCAAAAGGAGGUCGAUUGGCGACACUUCUUCCCCACAAAUGGACACGGAGAUGCUUCUGCAACAGUUGGAUUCAUGCUGGGAAGCUUUCCAUUGUCAUGUUAGUAUACUCCGUACUGCAGCAUUGGAUGUGCUCCACCAUGUGUGCCAUGCUUAUUGCUGUUUUAUCCGUGCUUGAGCAAGAACAAGCACAAGACCUGCUGUUCGAAGCAUCUGGUGAUGAAAUUGAUCAACAGUAUGGAGUGUGGGCUGUGGUAUUGAAUGAACCAUGCAUCGCAUCAGUCCAACUAGCCGCCAACAGCCCUUACCACAUACAGGUUUGA
This is a messenger RNA of Pochonia chlamydosporia 170, 354 nucleotides long. RefSeq lists its product as hypothetical. The coding region runs from base 1 to 354 and encodes 117 amino acids. The transcript has a single exon. Lineage: Eukaryota; Fungi; Ascomycota; Sordariomycetes; Hypocreales; Clavicipitaceae. The record is from RefSeq and is a predicted model, not a curated record.